This is a messenger RNA of Candidozyma haemuli, 531 nucleotides long. RefSeq lists its product as uncharacterized. The transcript has a single exon. Bases 1 to 531 code for a protein of 176 amino acids. Lineage: Eukaryota; Fungi; Ascomycota; Pichiomycetes; Serinales; Metschnikowiaceae. The record is from RefSeq and is a predicted model, not a curated record. Gene Ontology annotation, cellular component: nucleus.
AUGUACUCAAAACCUUCGCCUGAAGAGAAGGCUUUCGAAAGAAAAAUCAAGGACUCAGAUAGAGAAUACGCUAAGAACGCCCCUCUGUGGGUCAAAAGGGAUCAGUCGUUGAAGAAACGGUAUGGAUCUUGGAAUCCGACUCGAAAGCUUACCCGUCAGCAGAUCUUGGAUAUUCGUGAUCUUAAGCAACGUAUGCCAUCGCUCAAGACAGUUGAAAUUGCUAAUUUCUUUCUGAUCAACCCAGAGAACAUCCGAAGAAUCCUCAAGUCUAAAUGGACACCCACAGAAGAGGAGUUUCAAGAACUAGAAGGUCGAGCGGAAAAGCGAAAGGCAAAGAUCCGUGAAAAGAAGGCAGCAGAAAUGGAUCAGGCCUCGAAAGGUUCUACGGUUGUCAAAGUGAAGAGUUUGAUAGCCCAGAGACAAAGAGAACAGAAACAUUUAGUGGAGAGGACUCAAGGUCAGGGCCGUAAGAAACGGGAUGAUUCUAGACGUAAAAACUUCACGCCCACAGUAGGCGACCUUAUAGAUUAA